This is a messenger RNA of Cololabis saira (Pacific saury), 2039 nucleotides long. RefSeq names its product cell division cycle 40 homolog (S. cerevisiae) (gene cdc40). Gene Ontology annotation, biological process: mRNA splicing, via spliceosome. The record is from RefSeq and is a predicted model, not a curated record. Gene Ontology annotation, cellular component: catalytic step 2 spliceosome. The transcript is spliced from 15 exons. Bases 8 to 1753 code for a protein of 581 amino acids. NCBI's taxonomy places the organism in Eukaryota, Metazoa, Chordata, Actinopteri, Beloniformes, Belonidae. Gene Ontology annotation, molecular function: protein binding; mRNA binding.
AUUCAACAUGGCUGCCGCCGUUUCUUCCCUCGUUUCCUACGGGAGCGACUCUGACUCGGAAAACGAGUCAGAAUCCGGAGCCAGAACCCAGAAGGUUGAGUCAGUGGGUCCGGAUGCCAUGGCUCACCUCAAACCCGUGAAGUCUGGCGGAGCUUUGACUUUGUCUGUCCUCAAUUCUGCCCCUGAAGUCGCUGUAAAGGAGGCUGUUUUGACUGGCAUACACUUGGACCCUUCACUGAAAGAAGUUGCUUUCAACCCAACAUUUGAAACCAUGUUUGCACCCGAGUUUGGGCCAUUGAAUCCUUUUAAGACCCAGCAGAUGUCUGCUCCCAGGAACAUGUUAUCUGGUUAUGCAGAACCUGCUCACGUCAAUGACUUUAUGUUUGAACAGCAAAGAAGGACUUUCUCCACGUAUGGUUACGCUUUAGAUCCUUCUGUUGACACACACCAAGUAUCUUCUAGUAGCUACAUUGGUGCAGUGGAUGAGGCCGAGAAAAACAAAGGGUUGACUGUGUUUGAAACUUGUCAGAAGAAGGGAGAGAAAAGGAGGAAGAUCAAAGGUGGAGCAGCUGGAGAUAUAGACAACUUCCUUGGGCCAUGGGCAAAAUAUGUAGAUGAGAAAGAUGUGGCGAAACCCUCAGAGGAAGAGCAGAAGGAGCUGGAUGAAAUCACAGCCAAAAGGCAAAAGAAGGGGAAGAAUGAGGAGGAGGCUCCUGGAGAAGAGAAGACAAUUCUCCACGUCAAGGACAUGUAUGACUACCAAGGCAGGUCAUACCUCCAUGUUCCACAGGACGUGGGCAUCAACCUGCGUUCUGCAGAGACCCCGGACAAGUGUUACCUUCCGAAGAAACAGAUUCAUGUCUGGUCUGGACACACCAAGGGUGUCAGCGCUAUCCGAUUGUUUCCCAGCUCCGGUCACCUGCUGCUCUCUAGCUCCAUGGACUCCAAGAUCAAGCUGUGGGAGGUGUACGCUGAGAGGAGGUGUAUCAGGACAUUCAUCGGUCACAGCAAAGCGGUGCGAGACAUUUGCUUCAACAACACCGGGACCCAGUUUCUCAGUGCUGCAUACGACCGCUAUCUCAAACUGUGGGACUCUGAGACAGGCCAGUGUAUUUCCCGCUUCACCAACAGGAAAGUUCCGUACUGUGUCAAGUUCAACCCAGACGAGGACAAACAGAACCUUUUUGUGGCCGGCAUGUCGGAUAAGAAGAUUGUUCAGUGGGAUGUCAGGACUGGCGAGGUGGUUCAGGAGUAUGAUCGCCACCUGGGUGCCGUCAACACAAUCACCUUUGUUGAUGAAAAUCGCCGCUUCGUGAGCACAUCCGACGACAAGAGUCUUCGAGUUUGGGAGUGGGACAUCCCUGUGGACUUCAAGUACAUCGCUGAGCCCAGUAUGCACUCGAUGCCAGCUGUGACUCUGUCUCCCAACGGUAAAUGGCUGGCGUGCCAGUCCAUGGACAACCAGAUACUUAUCUUUGGAGCCCAAAACCGCUUCAGACUGAACAAAAAGAAGGUCUUCAAGGGUCACAUGGUGGCUGGUUAUGCCUGCCAAGUGGAUUUCUCCCCAGACAUGAGCUACGUGGUGUCAGGAGAUGCAGACGGCAAGCUGAACAUCUGGGACUGGAAGACCACCAAGCUCUACCACAGGAUCAAGGCUCACGACAAGGUGUGCAUCAGCGCCCUGUGGCACCCGCACGAAACCUCCAAGGUCAUCACCUGCGGCUGGGAUGGACAGAUCAAACUCUGGGAUUAGAUCUGUCGCAGAGUUCGCGUUCAUCUCCUGAGGAAUGAUGUGCUGAACUGUGAAGCAUGAUAUUUUUUUGAGUGAAAGCCAAAGGACUGGUAUCCAGUCUUAUUGGAAAAGUGUAUUUUUUUAUCCUGUAAUGAGAAUUAGAACGUGUACACAUGCUAAUUUUAAACAUUGUCUCAACUGCAAAAGGAGAAUUGGAGGAUACUUUUUUUUUUUGUUUUUUUUUUAAAAGUCUUGUGCAGUACACUUUAGAUGUCAUCAAUCUAUAAAGAAGGUAAAGUUUUUCAGU